Molecule: messenger RNA, 1914 nt
Organism: Acipenser ruthenus (sterlet)
Lineage: Eukaryota; Metazoa; Chordata; Actinopteri; Acipenseriformes; Acipenseridae
Exons: 7
Coding region: 286-1911 (541 amino acids)
Biological process (GO): protein polyubiquitination; immune response; antigen processing and presentation of peptide antigen via MHC class II
Cellular component (GO): lysosome; cytoplasm; late endosome membrane
Molecular function (GO): ubiquitin protein ligase activity; MHC protein binding; zinc ion binding
Source: RefSeq, a predicted model, not a curated record
CCCACACUGCACAGGGGGGCUUUAGUGUCAGAGCAUGCUUGUAGUGACUUGCAUUAAGUCAUCCCCGUCACAAGGCUUGAUUUUGUCUGUGACAGCUUGUGUACUUUGCACAUUUAUGCAAACACAAUGACAGGAAAUAUUGGCUGCUAUUUUUAUUUAUUUAUUAAAACUUCUGGAUUAUAAUUUUUUGUCUUUCUUUUUUUUUUGUUAGAAUGGAGCUGGCCAGAGCAAAGAAAUGAACAAUUAUGCAGAUAGGGUACCUAAUCAGGUAUCAUACACAGUAAGAUGCCUCUUCAACAGAUCUCUGUAGUCCCAGCCAGAGAAACGGCCAGCAAUGGGAGAAGUUCAAGCAAAAACAAAGAGAAAAACAAGGAUGUAGAGAAUGACAAAUCGCCAGGGCGCUCAGCAAGCCGAUCCAGUAACAUCUCCAAGGCAAGCAGUCCUACAACAGGAACAGCUCCUAGAAGUCAAUCACGUACAUCUGUUUCCCCUUCUACUCAGGAUAUCUGCAGACCUGACACUCUUCCUGAGGUUCAAGACGAUGAGUGUGAGCAGUACACCCCUGUUAUGGUGCUGACAAAUACAAGUAGGGAUACUGGUAAGAAACGGGUCAAGCAAAGGCUUAGGAGGAACAAGGAGACCUGUCAGAACUGUGAGUUCAUCAAGGCCCAAAAGGAAUGCAGCGAGAAGGUCUCCAAGUCACGUAGAGAAUACCACCGACAAAGAGGGAAAGGGUUCCACCCUGAUUCUGACACAUCUUCAGAUGAGGACCAGUGGAGGCAAGCGAGAAGCUGGAGUAGGGAGAGAGCCAAAGCCCCAAAGAAAAUCAGAAGACGCAACCAGUUUAACAAACAGCAGGAAAGAUUUCAAGACCGCAAUGCUAUAGAGAUGGACUUGCUGGUUUCUGAAGAAGGUGAGAAGAAAGAGAACAAUUUAGCUCCGAAUUUGGAAAAGCAGACUAUGAAGAUCCAUAGGAGGAAAACUUCCAAGAAGAAGGAAACAAGCCACUCAACUUCUCCGUCUUCUCAGGAGGCCCAAGAGCCUGUAGAGCAGAAAGAAGGGAAUGUCAAGGGCAAAACUAAAAAAGUUAAGCAUCCAGACACAUCAUCUGUGCCCGAAGAAGAUGAAGUCAUCAAGAAAACCUAUGAGAAGACAGGUGGUGAAACCCUUGCCGUGCUUGAGAACAAGAAGCCUGUUUGCUCUAGCACCUUCCAGAAUGGUGAAGCCCAUCGUCCACUAGUAGAUGAGGAUUGGAAUGAUGAUUUAGAAGAAGCUUGCAGGAUCUGUCACUGCGAGGGAGACGAUGAGAGCCCCCUUAUCACACCGUGCCGCUGUACAGGGACCCUGCACUUUGUCCACCAGGCCUGUCUGCACCAGUGGAUCAAGAGCUCAGACACCCGCUGCUGUGAGCUUUGUAAAUACGACUUCAUAAUGGAGACAAAGCUCAAACCAUUAUGCAAGUGGGAGAAACUUCAGAUGACAACAAGUGAGAAAAGAAAGAUUCUGUGUUCAGUCACAUUCCACAUCAUUGCCAUUUCUUGCGUCGUCUGGUCCCUUUAUGUGCUGAUUGAUCGAACAGCUGAGGAGAUCAAGCAAGGGAAGGACAAUGGUAUCCUUGAGUGGCCAUUCUGGACCAAGCUGGUUGUUGUAGCCAUUGGAUUUACAGGAGGCCUUGUCUUUAUGUACGUUCAGUGCAAAGUCUAUGUUCAACUAUGGCGGAGGCUUAAAGCAUACAAUCGGGUCAUCUUUGUUCAGAACUGCCCGAACACUUCUAAAAACACUGAGGAAAAGAUCUUGUCCAUUAAUCAGAGCAACGGGAAUAAAGACUCUGUGGCAGUACCAGUGUCACAAACAGAAACAAACGCUCAGCGACCAGGUGGGGGUGCUGUACCUGAAGUUGCACCUGUCUGACAA